This is a messenger RNA of Chiroxiphia lanceolata (lance-tailed manakin), 1411 nucleotides long. It is a transcript of the gene CENPN, whose product is annotated as centromere protein N. Lineage: Eukaryota; Metazoa; Chordata; Aves; Passeriformes; Pipridae. The coding region runs from base 154 to 1194 and encodes 346 amino acids. Gene Ontology annotation, biological process: chromosome segregation; CENP-A containing chromatin assembly. The transcript has 11 exons. The record is from RefSeq and is a predicted model, not a curated record.
GGCGGGGCGGGAGCGCUGAGGGGCGGCCGCGUUGGGUCGCUCGGUUCCGCUGCUCCGCUCGCCCCGGGACUCUGCGCGCCCGUGCCCGCUGUCUGAGAGCACUUAUCGGACCGGACAGGCAGGAACGACCCUGGCUUUCCAGGUGGCUCCAUCAUGGAUGAAACUGUGGCUGAGUAUAUCCGCAGAACUGUGCUAAAAAUCCCUCGGGAUGAAAUCAAGAUGAUGCUGCAGAAAUGGGACUUUCUCUCUGAGGCACAGCUGCAGACUGUCAACUUCCAUCAGAUAAAGGAUAACAUUUCUCAAGAAGUUGUUCAACUCUGUGAGGAAAAUUCUGCAGACAUAAAGCAAGCAGCUGUUCUAGACAUAAUUUACAACCACAUCUACCAAAACAAAAGAAUGUGGAGUGUUUACCAGAUGAGAAAAACAGGAGAAGAAGUGGAAUAUUUUGACUUAACAGAUUUCAAAAAGAAAUUUAAAAGGAGACUUCGGUCAGCCUUGAAAAACGUCACCAUCACCUUCAGGGAAUAUGAGGAUAAUGCCAUCUGGAUUAGGGUUGCCUGGGGAACCCCCUACAGACAACCCAACCAGUACAAGCCCAGCUAUGUCGUGUACCAUUCCCAGACUCCCUACGUCUUCAUUUCGGCCUCGGUGCUCAAGAGCAACUUGCCUCUGCUGUGCCAGGCCCUGAUUGUUGCUUCCAAUUACCAUGAGAUCCGUGAAAUGGAGCUUCGAAGUCAUUCUUUAGACUCCCUUAAAGAUAUUGUGUUUAAGAGAUAUAGCCAGAACUUCCAAACUUAUUGUCCAAAACCUGUACAAGGAAGGACUGUAGAACCAGAAAGUGUGGAUUUGAGGAUAAUUCAUGAAAACAAAAGUGAGAAAGAAAGAAUCCAGAGACUGAACCAGGAAGCUUUUGGUAAUGGUCCCCAACCAAUACUCCAAUUUGCACAAUAUAAGCUUGAGACAAUGUUUAAAAGUAGUCCUGAAAUGGAUGUUUUGGAUAAAAAAGAACCGUUCAGAUGUCUGGUCAAGUUUUCUAGUCCACAUCUUUUAGAAUCACUGAAAUCCUUGGCACCAGCAGGUAUGGCUGAUGCACCACUUUCACCACUCCUUACAUGUAUAACACAGAAAGCUAGGAAUUAUUUUAGAAUAAGAGAGAAAAAAGGUUUAUUUCCAGACAGUUUUGUAAGCCCUUAAACUGGUUCAUAGAGAAAAAUGUAAUUUGUUUUUUACUGCUAUUAAUCUAAAUCAUCAUAAACUUUAAAACAGACUUAAGGAAAACAAUUUAUUCGUCAGUAACACCUUAAAUUUUUUUCCAACUUAUGGCUUCUUUGAAUUAUUCUCCCCACAGUUGUCUUUAACAGAAAUCAGCCCUUUCCUUGACUAAUAAAAAAAGUCAAUUGCAAAGUUUAAA